AUGGAGAAGGUGCAAGUGUACAUGGACAAGUGGGCCAAGGACCUGGAGAAGUUCCCCGUGCUGCAGUCGGCGCAGGAGGCCACGGGCGUGGAGAAGCUGUACCUGGUGGCGGGCGGCGCGGCGCUGCUGCUGCUGCUGCUGCUCGUGGGCUUCGGCGCCGGGCUCAUCUGCAACCUGGUGGGCUUCGUGUACCCGGCCUACGCGUCGUUCAAGGCCAUCGAGACGGACGACAAGAAGGACGACGUGCAGUGGCUCACGUACUGGGUCGUGUACGCGUGCUUCAACAUCGUCGAGAUCUUCGCCGACUUCCUGCUGUACUGGAUCCCCUUCUACUACGCCUUCAAGCUGGGCUUCCUGCUGUGGCUGUUCAUGCCCUCGACGCUGGGCGCGUCCUUCCUGUACAUGCACUUCCUGGCGCCCUUCCUCAAGUCGCAGGAGUCGCGCAUCGACCGCGCCAUGAAGGAGGCCGUCAACAGCAGCGGCGCCGUCAUCUCGGACAUCAGCAACGUGGCCAAGGACAUCGGCAAGGACGUCAGCAAGGCCGUCGCCAGCAAGAUUGUCGACAACGCCGCCCAGUAA
Molecule: messenger RNA, 579 nt
Organism: Phytophthora sojae
Lineage: Eukaryota; Oomycota; Peronosporomycetes; Peronosporales; Peronosporaceae
Exons: 1
Coding region: 1-579 (192 amino acids)
Source: RefSeq, a predicted model, not a curated record